Molecule: messenger RNA, 5409 nt
Organism: Lytechinus pictus (painted urchin)
Lineage: Eukaryota; Metazoa; Echinodermata; Echinoidea; Temnopleuroida; Toxopneustidae
Product: mucin-2-like
Exons: 4
Coding region: 82-4599 (1505 amino acids)
Source: RefSeq, a predicted model, not a curated record
GAGCUCUUGUCCCCUGAGACAGUUUUGUGAACCUUUUGCUUGAAGAGGGAAGAACAGACAUAGGUAUCAAACGAAGAAAACAUGGUUUAUAUCACGAUGAGGGCUUUGGUAGUAUUUCUGGUAUCUGCACUCGUAGUAACUGUGAUCGCAGAUUCAAGUUCCGAAUCCAACUCUGGGAGUGGAAGUCGGAGUGGGAGUUGGAGUGGUAAGCGACGGAGGCGAACUACCAGAGCGCCAACGACGACUCAGCCUGCCACUGUCAUAACCACUGGAUUAAAACCUACAACUAUCCAGGCCAUGGCGACAACUAGCUCGACGCAAACAUUUACAACUCCAUCAGCAUGUGUUCAGACCUGCAUUGAUAUGUGUUCAACGACCACAUUCGCAGCAACUACAACGAUUCCAAAUGAGGCAACAACCAAGCUGUCGACGGAUGUCCAGUCUCAAACUACUCAAGGGGCUACAACUAACACACCGACAGCUGGUAGUUUGGUUACACAACUACCGACUGAAAGUCCUACAGAACUGCCAACGCAGGCUGGAACAACAACAAUUCUUCCAACUGAGGGGACAUCAAGCCCGUCACCAGAAGCAACAAGUGCGAACCCAACCGAAUCCACAUCCGAGUCUACGACAAAAUCAUUAACCAGUGAUGCAACGCCAGCAACAACUCAGGUAGCAACUGCUACUCCUACUCAAGCAACAACCAAUGCUCCUACUCAACCAACAACAAAUGCUCCCACUCAAGUAGCAACCAAUGCUCCUACUCAAGCAACAACCAAUGCUCCUACUCAAGCAACAACCAAUGCUCCCACUCAAGCAACAACCAAUGCUCCUACUCAAGCAACAACCAAUGCUCCUACUCAAGCAUCAACCAAUGCUCCUACUCAAGCAACAACCAAUGCUCCUACUCAAGCAACAAGCAAUGCUGCUACUCAAGCAACAACCAAUGCUCCAACUCAAGCAACAACCAAUGCUCCUACUCAAGCAACAACAAAUGCUCCCACUCAAGCAUCAACCAAUGCUCCCACUCAAGCAACAACUAAUGCUGCUACUCAAGCAUCAACCAAUGCUCCCACUCAAGCAACAACCAAUGCUCCUACUCAAGCAUCAACCAAUGCUCCCACUCAAGCAACAACCAAUGCUGCUACUCAAGCAAUAACCAAUGCUCCUACUCAGGCAACAACAAAUGCUCCCACUCAAGUAACAACCAAUGCUCCCACUCAAGCAACAACCAAUGCUCCUACUCAAGCAACAACCAAUGCUCCUACUCAAGCAUCAACCAAUGCUCCCACUCAAGCAACAACCAAUGCUCCUACUCAAGCAACGAGCAAUGCUGCUACUCAAGCAACAACCAAUGCUCCAACUCAAGGAACAACCAAUGCUCCCACUCAGGCAACAACUAAUUCUCCAACUCAAGCAACAACCAAUGCUGCUACUCAAGCAACAACCAAUGCUCCUACUCAAGCAACAACAAAUGCUCCUACUCAAGCAUCAACCAAUGCUCCUACUCAAGCAACAACUAAUGCUGCUACUCAAGCAUCAACCAAUGCUCCCACUCAAGCAUCAACCAAUGCUCCUACUCAAGCAACUACCAUUGCUCCAACUCAAGCAACAACUUCAAAUGUCAUUUCCAUUACACCUCUGACUGACAUUGUAACAAAUGCAGCUGUUAUAACGACGACUGCUCCUGUGGAAUUAACGACCAUUGCCGAGACUACUGAGACGAAAUUAUCAACAAAGGCCCCUCAAGAGACAACAACAUCUGUUCUCACACAAGCCUCAACAAACGCCCCCACUCAAGCAACAACCAAUGCUCCUACUCAAGCAACAACAAAUGCUGCUACUCAAGCAACAAGCAAUGCUCCUACUCAAGCAACAAGCAAUGCUGCUACUCAAGCAACAACCAAUGCUCCAACUCAAGGAACAACCAAUGCUCCCACUCAGGCAACAACCAAUUCUCCAACUCAAGCAACAACCAAUGCUCCCACCCAAGCAACAACCAGUGUUCCUACUCAAGCAACAACCAAUGCUGCUACUCAAGCCUCAUCAAACGCUCCUACUCAAGCAACAACCAAUGCUCCCACUCAAGCCUCAACAAACGCUCCUACCCAACCAACAACCAAUGCUGCUACUCAAGCAACAACCAAUGCUGCUACUCAGGUCUCAACAAACGCUCCUACUCAAGCAACAACAAAUGCUCCUACUCAAGCAACAAGCAAUGCUGCUACUCAAGCAUCAACCAAUGUUCCUACUCAAACCUCAACAAAUGCUCCUACUCAAGCAAUAACCAAUGCUCCCACUCAAGCAACAACCAAUACUCCUACUCAAGCAACAACCAAUGCUCCUACUCAAGCAACAACAAAUGCUCCUACUCAAGCAUCAACCAAUGUUCCUACUCAAACCUCAACAAAUGCUCCUACUCAAGCAAUAACCAAUGCUCCCACUCAAGCAACAACCAAUGCUCCUACUCAAGCAACAACAAAUGCUCCUACUCAAGCAACAAGCAAUGCUGCUACUCAAGCAACAACCAAUGCUCCAACUCAAGGAACAACCAAUGCUCCCACUCAGGCAACAACUAAUUCUCCAACUCAAGUAACAACCAAUGCUCCUACUCAAGCAACAACCAAUGCUCCUACUCAAGCAACAACAAUUGCUCCAACUCAAGCAACAACUUCAAAUGUCAUUUCCAUUACACCUCUGACUGACAUUGUAACAAAUGCAGCUGUCGUAACGACGACUGUUCCUGUGGAAUUAACGACCAUUGUCGAGACUACUGAGACGAAAUCAUCAACAAAGGCCCCUCAAGAGACAACAACAUCCGUUCUCACCCAAGCAACAACCAAUGCCCCUACACAGGCAACUACCAAUGCUCCUACCCAAGCAUCAACUAAUGCUCCUACUCAAGCAACAACCAAUGCUCCCACUCAAGCCUCAACAAACGCCCCCACUCAAGCAACAACUAAUGCUCCUACUCAAGCAACAACAAAUGCUGCUACUCAAGCAACAACAAGUGCUCCUACUCAAGCAAAUACCAAUGCUCCCAUCCAAGCAACAACCAAUGCUCCUACUCAAGCAACAACCAAUGCUCCUACUCAAGCAUCAACCAAUGCUCCCACUCAAGCAACAACCAAUGCUCCUACCCAACAAACAACCAAUGCUGCUACUCAAGCAACAACCAACGCUGCUACUCAAGUCUCAACAAAUGCUCCUACUCGAGCAACAACCAAUGCUCCCACUCAAGCAACAACAAAUGCUCCUACUCAAGCAACAACCAAUGCCCCUACACAGGCAACUACCAAUGCUCCUACUCAAGCAACAACCAAUGCUCCCACUCAAGAAACAACCAAUGCUCCUACUCAAGCAACAACAAAUGCUCCUACUCAAGCAACAACUAAUGCUCCUACACAGGCAACUACCAAUGCUCCUACUCAAGCAUCAACCAAUGCACCCACUCAAUCAACAACAAAUGCUCCUACUCAGGCAACCACUAAUGCUCCAACACAGGCAACUACCAAUGCUCCUACUCAACCAACAACCAAUGCUGCUACUCAAGCAACAACCAAUGCUGCUACUCAAGUCUCAACAAAUGCUCCUACUCAAGCAACAACCAAUGCUCCUACUCAAUCCUCAACAAACGCCCUCACUCAAGCAACAACCAAUGCUCCUACUCAAUCAUCAACCAAUGCACCCACUCAAGCAACAACAAAUGCUCCCACUCAAGCAACAACAAAUGCUCCUACUCAAGCAACAACCAAUGCUCCCACUCAAGCAACAACCAAUACUCCCACUCAAGCAACAACCAAUGCUCCUACUCAAGCAACAACCAAUGCUCCUACUCAAGCAACAACAAAUGCUCCUACUCAAGCAACAAGCAAUGCUGCUACUCAAGCAACAACCAAUGCUCCAACUCAAGGAACAACCAAUGCUCCCACUCAGGCAACAACUAAUUCUCCAACUCAAGCAACAACCAAUGCUGCUACUCAAGUCUCAACAAGUGCUCCUACUCAAGCAACAACCAAUGCUCCUACUCAAGCCUCAACAAACGCCCCCACUCAAGCAACAACCAAUGCUCCUACUCAAGCAACAACCAAUGCUCCCACUCAAGCAACAACCAAUGCUCCUGCUCAAGCAACAACCAAUGCUCCUACUCAAGCCUCAACAAACGCCCUCACUCAAGCAACAACCAAUGCUCCCACUCAAGCAACAACCAAUGCUCCCACUCAAGCAACAACCAAUGCUCCCACUCAAGCAACAACCAAUGCUCCUACUCAAGCAACAACCAAUGCUCCCACCCAAGCAACUACCAAUGCCCCUACUGAGGCAACCACUAAUACUCCAACCGAAGUAGUGACCACAGCAGUUCGAACUCAACCCAUUACAACCACCCCCGUUGUUUCAACCAGCAGCACAACAGUUGCACCAAUCGCCGUUAUAGAGGCAUGCGAAACGUCAUGCUCCCCUAACCAGGCACUUGAGACCUGUCGUCAAAUCUUCGAUGCUUUUGACAUGACUCUCUCUGCCUUGUUCUGUGAUGGCCUAGCUUCUGCCGCAGCAAGUGUCAUCUGCACGGCAUGCGCUCUCAGCAAUAUCAUUUAAUUCACUAAGACGAUGGCGGUACCAAGAUAGAAGGGACCAUAUAAAAAAAAAGAUGAUUCUCCAGUUAGAACAUUGCUCCCUACCAGUUGCAAGCCCGCCCACCGCCUUCCAAAAUACAAACACCCAUGAUUGCAUUCAUGUUAUGUCCCUUGAAUUAUGAUUUAGUUUUUGUUUUUCCCCGCGUCCACCUCAUUUAUUUCCGUUUACUCCGCAUUUUAAACUUCAGCUUGGUGCCGCCACACAGUCUUUCCUAUAUUUUCUUUGCUUCGGUUACUCCCUCUAUAGAAAUAAUGAAUGAAAAUAUAUAAAAUAGGAGACUAAUAUAUUUGAGGAUUGAGAUUAUGAAAGUAAACGGAUGUGCCUGCCGGUAAAUAAUAAUAGUGGUAAUAAUGAUAAUUUUGAAGAAAAAAAAAUCCAUGAAUGCCUAAAUGGCAAGUACUUGACCGUGGCCUUAUUACUUUUACUCAAUACAAUACGAUGGAGAUAUCUUGAAUAGCUGUCCCAUUCAAUAUUUGUUUCUUUCAUUCUUUGUACAUGGUCUAAUUCGGCGCCGAAUAGCUUUAUUUUCCUAUGUUAAUGUAUUUUUUCACAAGAACUUGUUCAGUCAUUGAUUAAUGAAUAAUCAUCAAUUAUUAUGAGUAAAAUGACACUGCCCUUAUGUUGAAGUUAUAUUUUGUUAUCAUUUUAUUUUAAUUGUAAUAUCAAUAUAUAUAUGAUGGUGAUAACAAUGAUGUUACCGCUAUCACCGCCAUCAUUAUCAUGAUUAUCAUUAUCGCAACCACCUUAAUAAAGUGUAAGACAAAAUGCAUA